GCAGCUACUGGGAAAGAAAGGUCAUUCUGGAGCAAGUUUUGCUUUUUGAUUGGUUUUUGGAAAAAAAACUUGUCCAGAAUAGAUGAAAACCUGAGUGGGGAAGCCUGGCAGGACUCAGGCAACCAUGCUCUCUUCAGGGAGGGGCAGAGCAAUAGCAUACGCAGGAAGAUUCCUUCGCAUCAUUCCCCUUGUUUAGCAAACACACCUCCAGAUACCAGCAAUACUGUUAUCUGGCAGGAGCACUUCUCUAAACCCCUUCAUUUAUUCUUAAUGGCCAGAACAAGUUUUUAUCAAAAAUACUCUCCCAGAACGAUGUUUGUUUUCAAAAUACAGCUCUGUUUGGCUGGCUGCACUGUCUUCAUCGGCUGGAGCAACAUAAAAGGGCCAAUCGCUUGGCUGAGUAACUCAGAUCUCUCCCCAAGGGAAGCGGCACAGGGUCCAGAAGGAAGGCGAAGGCAAAAGGUUUGCAGUCAUUAACCUCAUGCUCUAUUUGUUCAGUGCGUGCUGCGAGGUGAGGAGACAGGUCUGUCCACAGGGGAGAAGCUCCAGGUAGUGAGAAAACACGCCGUGUAUCUCCGUACAGCCAGAGGUAAGAGAUUUGGGAUGGGACUAGUGAUGUGAAACAAACCCGUAAGGCAGGAGAAUGGGCUUUCUCAUCAUCCCAGCUCAAUGUCCGAAUGCAGCCGCUCUGGAUCCUCUCUCAGGAGAACUCCUCUCUGUGUGUAUUGUUCAUUUUUGACACAAAGGUUUGUUUUGCUGUACCUGCAUUUUGACUGAAAAUCUUGGACCAGCUCUGGGAAGUGCCUAUGUUACUUAACCAGGCUGAAGAAGUGGGAUGCUUUCAUUCUGCAGACAGGAGCCUCUGUGAUGGGCCUGUUUGAUGCAAGUCAGCAAUGUAAUUUAAAAUUUCGAAGUGUUAAAGGAAAAAUUAUUUUGCAAAUUGUCUCUUUUGUCCAUGUUUUACAUUCCCAAAGCACCACUUGGAAUAUAUCAACAUUUUCAAAAUAGGUUUUGCUUUAGUGAAUGUGUCAUCAGGAAAUGCAGAGUUCCCGAAGAAGUAUUAGGUUCAGUGAAAUAAUAUUGUCUGAUUUUAGCCCGUUUUGCUGUCCUGUUUCAAAACAAGAGAUAUGUUAGGAAGGAACACAGAGGGCUCUGUAGCUCUGUCCCAGAUGUGGGCAUCUGUGCCAGUGUGAAUGCAAUUCAAACCAUGGUCUCAGGAUUGUGGCCCAUAAAUGAAAACCAACAAAUUAACCAGCACCGUGGGAAAGUGCUUUUCUAUUUGGUUUGUCCACUGUUAUUUUCCUUUAUUUAUCCAUGCAAUCGGCACGAGCCCCAGAGCUAAGCAAAGCUCCUUAUGUACAUAACUGCAACACUUCAUGGCUGCCUGCUCUCCUGCCUUAGCUCUCCUGGUGCAAUGGAGGACACGUCAAGACAGAAGUCAGGACAGAGCAAAGACGCACUGUGCUCCCCAACGCCAGAAGAGCCUCCUGCCAAUUUUAUACAUGUCAAAUUGGAGGAAUAUGAGCCUGCAGACUUCAGUACCAAGGAAAUCAUCCUAAAGAAAGCCAGAGAGGUCUGCACAUGCAAUCAUCAAACCAUCAUCACCUUCUUCUGUCGGCUGUUCCCAGUGCUGGACUGGCUUCCCCGUUACAACAUCAAGACGCAGUUGCUUGGGGAUGUCAUAUCUGGGCUCCUGGUGGGGAUAGUCGCCAUCCCUCAGUCCAUCUCCUACUCGCUGUUAGCCAACCAAGAUCCUAUCUAUGGAAUCUACACCAACUUCUUCUGCAACAUUAUCUACGUUAUUAUGGCCACUUCGCGCCAUAACUUUGUGGGCUCCUUUGGCGUCCUGUGCCUGAUGAUUGGGCAGUCUGUGAACCGGCACCUCCAGCUAGCAGGGUACAGCGACAACAGCGCUGGCUCUUCGCUGGUGGACAACUCCACCUCCGCGAGUAACGGGACGAGUGCCUGUGACAGGAGCUGCUACUCCAUCACUGUGGCCCUUUCCUUAAGCUUUCUGGUCGGUCUUUACCAGAUCCUGCUGGGGGUUUUACAGCUGGGCUUUGUGGCUGUCUACCUGUCAGAACCUCUCCUCAGUGGCUUUGUGACCGGCUCCAGCCUCACCAUUAUCACCUCCCAGAUGAAGUAUCUCCUGGGACUGAAAAUCCCUCGUCAUGAAGGGGUAGGGUCCUUCAUCCUCACGUGGGUCGACCUUUUCAGAUACAUCCAGAACACCAACAUAUGUGACCUGGUUACCAGCCUGGUUGCUUUGGCCAUCAUAGUGCCUGUCAAAGAGAUCAAUGACCGGUAUAAGGAGAAGAUGAAGGCCCCGUUCCCCAUAGAGCUGCUGGUGGUCAUUGUAGCCACAAUAAUAUCUUACUACUUUAACUUUGAAGAGCGAUACAAGUCUGAUGUUUGUGGGGAUAUCCCCACUGGUUUCAGGACUCCCACUCUACCAGAUAUAAACCUGUUUUCCAGCCUGGCAGUUGAUGCUGUGCCCAUUGCUAUUAUUGGCUUUGCCAUGACCGUCUCCCUGGCAGAAAUCUUUGGCAAAAAGCAUGGGUACACUGUCCGUGCCAACCAAGAGAUGAUUGCCAUUGGCAUGUGCAACCUCAUCCCUUCAUUCUUUUACUGCUUUGCCGGCUCUGCAGCCCUGACCAAGACUUUGCUGAAGGAGUCCACGGGGACACAGACCCAGAUCUCUGGCCUGGUCACCUCCCUGGUGCUGCUGCUAGUGCUGCUGUGGAUUGCCCCGCUCUUCUACUCACUGCAGACCUCCAUCCUGGGGGUGGUCACCAUUGUCAACCUGCGGGGGGGCCUGAGCAAGUUCUAUGACACCCCCCGCAUGUGGCAGCUCAGCAAGCUGGACACGGUGGUGUGGUGGACAACCAUGCUGUGCUCCACGCUGAUCACCACAGAGAUUGGGCUCCUCGUGGGUGUCUGCUUUGCUUUGCUCUGUGUCAUCUUCCGCACGCAGAGACCCAGGGCCACGCUCCUGGGCAAGGUCAGCAGCACAGAAAUCUAUGAGGACCAGUCCACGUACAAGCAGCUCAGCAGCAUUGCCAACAUCAAAAUCUUCCGCUUCGAGUCAUCCCUCUACUAUGCCAACAAGGACUAUUUCAAGACUGUUCUCUACAAGAAAACAGGGGUAAAUCCUGUCUUGCUGGCUGCUAAGCACCAAAGGGUGGAGGCCCAGGCAAAUGCAGACACAGGAAACAGAAAGGGCUUUUUUGGCACCAAGUUUGACUGCCUGAAACAAGCCAAGAAGAGGUCUGGGAAGCCUCCAGCAGAUGCCUGUCCUCCCUCCACAGAUAUGCACACCCUCAUCCUUGACUGUGGGGCGAUGCAGUUCAUAGACACUGUGGGUCUCUCAGUGCUAAAGGAGACACGUCAUGACUAUAAGAAGAUUGGUGUCCAGGUGCUUCUGGCCAACUGCAACCCUUCCCUCCGCCACCGGCUCCGGGAGGGAUGCUGGGCUGGCGAGGCAGACAGUGGUGGGCAGCUGGCUUUCCACAGCAUCCACGAUGCCGUGCAGUUUGCUGAACGGUGGUACCAUGUCCGGCAGGAAGACAGCAAGGAAAAGGAUGCUCUCCAGGCUGCUGAAGACCUGAACCUCCAGGCGUCUUUGUAGAGCUGUGUGCGAGGACUGUUUCCUGAUGGG
Strigops habroptila (Kakapo) is the source of this 3658-nucleotide messenger RNA. RefSeq names its product sulfate transporter-like. NCBI's taxonomy places the organism in Eukaryota, Metazoa, Chordata, Aves, Psittaciformes, Psittacidae. The coding region runs from base 1355 to 3628 and encodes 757 amino acids. Gene Ontology annotation, molecular function: sulfate transmembrane transporter activity; oxalate transmembrane transporter activity; chloride transmembrane transporter activity. The record is from RefSeq and is a predicted model, not a curated record. Gene Ontology annotation, biological process: transmembrane transport. The transcript has 2 exons. Gene Ontology annotation, cellular component: membrane.